Hordeum vulgare subsp. vulgare (domesticated barley) is the source of this 4872-nucleotide messenger RNA. RefSeq names its product putative disease resistance protein RGA4. The record is from RefSeq and is a predicted model, not a curated record. Gene Ontology annotation, molecular function: ADP binding. Gene Ontology annotation, biological process: defense response to other organism. The transcript has a single exon. Bases 140 to 4150 code for a protein of 1336 amino acids. Lineage: Eukaryota; Viridiplantae; Streptophyta; Magnoliopsida; Poales; Poaceae.
CCAACAACCCACUCUCUCUCUCUCUCUCUCUCUCUCUCUCUCUCUCUCUCUCUCUCUCUCUCAAUUCUCAUAGUAUUAUUGAGCAUCCCUCUAUUGAUGCUCUGAGCGAGCUUGUUUACUCUCUGCAAAUUUGGCGUCCAUGGCGACAACCGUGCUGCUCGGCCCCCUGAUCUCCAUGGUGAACCAGAAGGUUUCCAAUUAUCUUCUUCGACAAUAUCGGGAGAUGGAUGGUAUGGAGGAGCAGCUCGCCGUUCUGGAGCGCAAGCUCCCAGCCAUAUUGGACGUCAUCAUUGACGCGGAGGAGCAGGGAACUCACCGGCCUGGGGUGAGUGCUUGGCUCAAAGCACUCAAGGCUGUUGCGUACAAAGCUAACGACGUGCUUGAUGAGUUCAAGUAUGAAGCGCUCCGUCGUGAAGCCAAGAGGAAGGGUCACUACAGCAAUUUCAGCACCGAUGUAGUAAGGCUCCUUCCUGGUCGCAACUCUAUUUUGUUCCGUUACAGGAUGGGCAAGAAGCUGCGUAAGAUUGUGCACACUAUCGAGGUCCUUGUUACCGAGAUGAAUGCCUUCGGGUUCAAAUAUCGUCCACAGAUUCCAACAUCCAAGCAGUGGCGACAAACAGAUUCAAUUAUCAUCGACUAUGAGUGUAUAGUGAGCAGAGAGGAAGAGAAGUGGCAGAUUGUUGACGUGCUGCUUACCCGUUCUACAAACAAGGACCUAAUGGUUCUUCCCAUUGUUGGAAUGGGUGGUUUGGGUAAGACCACUUUUGCACAGAUCAUUUACAAUGAUCCUGAUAUCAAGAAACAUUUCCAGCUCCGGAAAUGGGUGUGUGUUCUGGAUGAUUUUGAUGUUACAGACAUUGCUAAUAAGAUCAGCAUGUCAAUUGAGAAAGACUGUGAAAGUGCAUUGGAGAAGCUCCAGCAAGAGGUCAGUGGAAGGAGGUACCUCCUUGUCUUGGAUGAUGUAUGGAAUCGUGAUGCUGACAAGUGGGCAAAGCUAAAAUACUGUCUUCAACAGUGUGGUGGUUCUGGGAGUGCAGUAUUGAUGACAACUCGUGAUGAAAGAGUAGCUCAAAUCAUGGGAACAGCCCACACCCAUCAAUUGGUGAAGAUGGACACAAGUGAUUUGCUUGCCAUAUUUGAAAAAAGAGCAUUUGGACCGGAAGAGCAAAAGCCUGAUGAGCUGGCUCAGAUUGGCAGGGAGAUUGUUGACAGAUGUUGUGGGUCCCCAUUAGCCGCAAAAGCCCUGGGCUCGGUGUUAAGCACCCGGAAAAGUGUGGAAGAGUGGCGAGCUGUAUUAAAGAAAAGCAGUAUAUGUGACGAGGAGAGUGGGAUUUUACCUAUACUCAAGCUCAGCUACAAUGAUUUACCCGCAUACAUGAAGCAAUGCUUUGCCUUUUGUGCUCUCUUUCCAAAAAAUUAUGUGAUUCAUGUGGAAAAGCUGAUACAGUUAUGGAUGGCAAAUGAUUUCAUUCCAUCAGAAGAUGCAAUCCGACCAGAAACAAAAGGUAAACAAAUAUUCAACGAGCUGGCCUCAAGGUCAUUCUUUCAAGAUGUUAACCGGGUACAUGUCGAGGAGGACGGAAGUGGAAACAAGUAUAUGACUGUUUGUACCGUCCAUGAUCUCAUGCAUGAUGUUGCAUUGUCUGUGAUGGGAAAGGAAUGUGUUACUAUAGACGAGAGGCCGAACUAUACGGAGAUUUUGCCAUACACUGUUCGCCAUUUGUUCUUGUCAUCCUAUGGUCCUGGAAACUUCUUGAGAGUUUCGCCGAAGAAAAAAUGUCCAGGUAUCCAGACACUGUUGGGCAGUAUAAAUACUACUAGUUCAAUACGUCAUUUAUCAAAAUGCACUUCCCUUCGAGCACUGCAGCUCUGUUACGACAGACCGAGUGGACUUCCAUUUGGACCAAAGCACUUGAAGCACCUUAGGUAUCUUGACCUCUCAGGCAAUAGUCAUAUCAAAGCACUUCCAGAAGAAAUCUGCAUCAUGUACAACCUGCAGACGUUGAAUCUUUCUGGCUGUGAACGUCUUGGUGAACUUCCAAAGGAUAUGAGAUACAUGACUGGCCUCCGGCACCUAUAUACAGAUGGAUGUCUCUCCCUAAAGUGCAUGCCUCCAAAUCUGGGACAAUUAACUUCCCUACAGACGCUGACAUAUUUUGUUGUUGGCUCCAGCUCCGGUUGUAGUGGUAUUGGAGAACUCAGGCAUCUGAACCUUCAAGGUCAACUACAUCUAUGCCAUCUAGAAAAUGUAACAGAAGCAGACAUAACAAUUGGUAACCAUGGGGAUAAAAAGGAUCUCACCGAGCUGUCUUUUGCAUGGGAAAAUGGCGGCGGUGAGGUUGACUUUCAUGAUAAGGUGCUAGAUGCUUUUACUCCUAACCGCGGGCUGCAGGUUCUAUUGGUGGAUUCCUAUAGAAGCAUUCGGUUUCCAACUUGGAUGACAAAUCUGAGUGUGAUGCAAGAUCUGGUCAAGUUGUGCCUAGUCAAUUGCACAAUGUGUGACAGACUUCCUCAGUUGUGGCAAUUACCAACUCUUCAAGUUCUUCAUUUGGAAAGGCUGGAUAGGUUGCAAUCCUUAUGCAUUGAUAAUGGAGAUGCUUUAAUAUCCUCAACAUUUCCAAAAUUGAGGGAGCUUGUGUUAUUUCAGUUGAAGAGCUUGAAUGGAUGGUGGGAAGUAGAAGGGAAACAUCGAUGCCAAUUAUUGUUUCCCCUUCUGGAGGAACUAUCAAUUGGGAGUUGCACUAAGCUGACAAACUUACCGCAACAACAAACACUUGGAGAAUUUUCUAGCUCCGGUGGUAAUAAGACACUCUCAGCAUUUCCAUCAUUGAAGAACCUCAUGUUACAUGAUUUGAAGAGUUUCAGUAGAUGGGGAGCAAAGGAAGAAAGGCAUGAAGAACAAAUAACAUUUCCACAGCUUGAGAAUACCAAUAUUACAGAUUGUCCAGAACUAUCAACUCUACCUGAAGCACCCAGGCUUAAAGCAUUAUUGUUUCCCGAUGACAGGCCACUUAUGUGGUUAUCCAUAGCAAGAUAUAUGGCCACAUUGUCCAAUGUGAGAAUGAAAAUCGCACCUUCUUCUCCCUCACAAGUACAAUGUUCCAUUCAACAUGUAGAUGAUAAGGGGAAAUGCAAUCAUGGAGCUUCUCAUGCAGCUAUGGAGCUACGUGGAAGCUAUUUCUUCCACACAAGUUGGAAAUAUUUUGUAAACCUUGAACAUCUGGAGAUCAUUUCUUGUGAUGAGCUUGUCUACUGGCCACUAAAAGAGUUCCAAUGCUUGGCAUCCUUAAAGAGAUUCACAAUUCAUUGUUGCAAUAAUCUUACAGGAUCUGCAAAGAUUCCUGAAGUAGCAUCAGCAAGAAAUCUGCUCCUACCGUGUCUCGAAUAUUUGGAAAUAAAAAGUUGUUCUAAUGUGGUUGAUGUUCUCAGCCUUCCUCCAUCACUCAAGGAAUUAUAUAUCGAGAGAUGCAGUAAGCUUGAGUUCAUAUGGGGUAAGAUGGGUACUGAAAGUCAGAGUUGGAAUGUUGAACACCAAGAUGAAUUGACAUUAUCAGAAUCUUGUAGUGCCCUUCCUGCCUCUGGAAUUGCGCAAGAUCCCUCAUCACAGGCAAUAAUUCAUUCUCUACCAUGUAUGGAGUCUCUAACACUAAUAAGUUGUCAAAGUUUGGUAGAGCUUCUCAGUUUUCCCUUGUAUCUCAAAGAGGUACAGAUUUGGAGUUGUCCUAAGCUUGAGUAUGUAUGGGGGAAGCAGGAUAAGAAAAUGAAGAGCCAGUAUGUUGAACAGCCAACCAACCUUGAAAUAUUAGAAUCUUCCAAUGAACUUACUGCAUCGACAACUGUACUAGGUUCGUUACCAUCAACAAGGAAUCAUUUGCUACCAUGCUUAGAGUAUCUGCGGAUAGCAUAUUGUGAAGGCUUGUUGGGAAUUCUUGAUCUCCCGUCAUCAGUGAGGAAAAUAAAUAUUUCAGACUGCCCUAAACUUGAGGUCCUGUCAGGGCAAUUUGAUAAACUUGGGCAUCUUGAUAUUAGAUUCUGUGACAAGUUGAGCUUACUAGAGUCAUGCCAGGGAGACUUCUCAUCAUUGGAAACCCUCUCUAUUGUUAGCUGCGAGAGCUUGAAAUGCUUACCAAAUAAGCCUUCACAUACAUAGGGAUUUUAAAAAUCGGGUGUGCAAAACGGCAUAUUCACUUCCGAGAUGUAGAUACGGGCAGAUAAGUUCUGACAGCUGCCAUAUCACUUAAAUUGACUCCAAAUAUGGAAUUUGGUACGUACAAGCACUGGAUCUUGAAGAACAGAAUGUCCAUGUCCAGUGCCUUAUACUCCAUCCGUUCCUAAAUAUAAGUCUUUCUAGAGAUUUCACUACAGACGACAUACGAAGUAAAAUGAGUAAAUUCACACUCUAAAAUAUGUCUAUAUACAUCUGUAUGUACUUCAUAGUGAAAUCUUUAAAGACUUAUAAUUAUGAACGGAGGGAGUAGAUACUGGAGAGAGAAUGCUAUAAAUAUGCUAUUUGCGCUAGUAGCCAAAUCGGCCUUUGCACCGGCUUCAUUGUGUAAAUAUAAACUCUUCUUAUUUAGUUACGACUUGGCAUCUUCAAAGCUCGGACUCUGGACGAAGAUAUCAUGAAGACUGGUAGGUUUAGUUACCAUCUUGAAAUUGUCGAUUUUGUUUUCAUUAUGUACAACAGUACAAGUGGUCUUGUAUGAAGGUGGUCAGAUUUAUGAAUCAAUAGAGCUUUAUUAUAGGAUUGUUCACUGACAUGCAUAUGGUGAAGAGCUAAGUUUUUACAUGAUCAUCUCAGAUGUAUCUGACUUUGUUCGGUAUUAUGGGCAUAAAACAUGGAAUAUAUAUUUCUUAUGUAACUUUUUGAAA